Prionailurus viverrinus (fishing cat) is the source of this 769-nucleotide messenger RNA. RefSeq names its product testis expressed 29 (gene TEX29). The coding region runs from base 181 to 630 and encodes 149 amino acids. The record is from RefSeq and is a predicted model, not a curated record. The transcript is spliced from 6 exons. Lineage: Eukaryota; Metazoa; Chordata; Mammalia; Carnivora; Felidae.
GGCGGGCCCACCACUGGAGCUAGGUCCCACUGGUGGGAGCGGUGGAGGGAGGAGGUGCAAGUUUGUUGGAUCCAAAGUUGUCCACUUGAAGUGGAACUGUGGGACCGUGCGGCUGAGCAGGCUCAGUGGGGGACGUGGUUGCCAGGUUCCCUCGACCCCGCGUCUCCGUCAGCUGCUACGAUGAGAUACGCACCAGAAUUAAAGAAAUCCCCUUCUCACCUCUUGAAGAAAUUUGCAGUGUGUGACAUUCCUCUCUACAACAUAUGUGACUACAACAUCACCAGAGACCGGUGCAAGGAACUCGGGUGCUGCUUCUACAAAGGCGUGUGCUAUGAAAAAGCGGUUCCCAUCUACGUGCAGGUGUUUUCUGCCUUGAUCGUGAUCAUUGCUGGGGCCUUUGUCAUCACUAUCAUUUACAGAGUUGUUCAGGAGAGUAGGAGAGAAAAGGAAGUCCGCACGGAACUGCUUCCGUCACCCAUGUCCAGCGAUCAAGUGGAAUUGACACUCUCCAGCGAGCAGGUGGGGUCCAAGCCUGGGAGUGCGGAGCCGUUGAACAGGAGCAAGGACAGCAAGGAGGAGGAAGAGGAUGCAACACUGACAAUAAUGGAAGAUGAAGAAACUGAGGACUGAGGUGUACGGCGGAGGCAGAGUGAAGGUUGGCAGAAACACCCAAGUGAAAUGGUCCAGCUGGCGAACCGCUGUGAAGUGUGUGAUGGAAACAGGAUCAAUGACAAGACAAUAAAGGUAUUUUAGAUGCUUCUUGUUCCGU